ACCUGCACGGCCCGAGGAGGAGGCGGCACCGACCACCGCGCACUGACUCCCUCACAGUGUUUAUCUGUUUGUCCUGAUCGGGGGAGGACUUCAAGCAGCGGCAGUGGGGGGAAAAAAUGGAAGAUGAGAGCAAGAGGAAGAUGAAGGAGAGAUUUGGCCUGAGGCAGGACAUCUUUAAGGAGUUCCUGGCAGAAUUUCUGGGGAUAUUUGUCCUGAUACUCUUUGGAUGUGGUUCAGUGGCCCAGACGGUGCUGAGUAAAGGGGCUCUCGGGGAGCCCUUGACCAUCCACAUUGGUUUUACUCUGGGAGUCAUGAUGGCCGUCUACGUGGCAGGGGGAGUGUCAGGAGCCCAUGUGAACCCUGCAGUCUCUCUGGCCAUGGUGAUCCUGGGGAAGCUUCCUCUAAAGAAGUUCCCUGUCUAUGUGGUGGCACAAUUCCUCGGGGCUUUUGCUGGAUCCUGUGCUGUCUAUGGGUUGUAUUAUGAUGCUUUGAUGGAAUACACCAAUGGAGAAUUCACUGUUACCGGUGCAAAUGCCACGGCUAACAUAUUUGCAUCUUAUCCAUCAAAACACCUCUCAAUCCUUAAUGGGUUUGUUGACCAGGUAAUUGCGACCGCAGCACUGAUCCUGUGCAUCCUGGCCAUUACUGACAAGAGGAAUAUCGGUGCUCCAAAAGGGAUGGAGCCUCUGUGCAUUGGCCUGAUCAUCAUGGCCAUCGGUGUGUCCAUGGGUCUGAACUGCGGCUAUCCAAUAAACCCGGCGCGAGACCUCGGCCCGCGGUUCUUCACGGCCGUGGCUGGCUGGGGGGUGGACGUAUUCAGAGCUGGGGGUUGCUGGUGGUGGAUCCCUGUGGCGGGGCCUAUGGUAGGCGGCGCUGUGGGGGCGGGCAUAUACUUCCUCUUUAUUGAGUUGCACCACACCGAGCCUGAAAAACAGGAGGAGAAAAACAUCCAGGACAAAUAUGAAAUGAUAACUCUGAGUUAGAAUUUAGAACAAGGUUAGCAACGCAACAAAGCCCAGCGGAAUUUCAUCAUUCAAUCGGUAAAUAUGCUAAUUUACAUUAAGCAGUUUUAUAAAUUUGAAGUUCAUAUUUGAUACAAAGCAUGCAUCAUACUAGACAAUUCCAAAGUAAUUUAUAAAACAUGCAUGACUGUUUUAUUAAGCCUUUAAAGUCUCUUUUUAUAGAAUAGUACAGGCCUCUUUCAUUGAUAUACAUUUAUAUAGUAUAGUAUAGGCCUCUUUCAUUGAUAUACAUUGAUAUGUAUUGAUAUGGAGAGUUUACUGUGCAAUGUAGAUGUGCAGUAUCCUUCAAAGUCUCCUAUUUCCUAUCCAGGAUCAUCUGCUCUCAUUAGAAUUAUUUGCCAAGUUUCUGUACAGCAUUUUUAUUUUUCAUUUUUAUUUGUAUUACUAUCUACCUAACAAACACGGGCAUCUAAUAUGUGCAGCACUUAGUAAAAGGUUUAGUUUAUGUCAAAAUGUUUAUCAACAAAACCUUUAGUCAUCUAAUGAUUUGUUUGAUGGAGAAACAUCCUCAUUCCUCAGUUUAACUUCAUCCUUUGCAUGUGAAAAAAAGGGGAUUGAUUGCUUUCCCUUUCUGUUUCAUUUUUAUCACCUGUUUGUGUAGAAAAUUCAGCCUUAAAUGAUUUUCCUGCCAUUGUAUUGUCACAGACACCCUUGAUAUUGACAAGCCAUAACAUAACAGACAUAACUGAGACUAAGUACAUAUCUGUGAAUUAAAAAGAAAACACGUUUAUUUUCUUUACAGCAGAAGCUUUUUU
Messenger RNA from Gasterosteus aculeatus aculeatus (three-spined stickleback), 1777 nucleotides. RefSeq names its product aquaporin 9b (gene aqp9b). Gene Ontology annotation, biological process: water transport; glycerol transmembrane transport. Gene Ontology annotation, molecular function: glycerol channel activity; water channel activity; urea transmembrane transporter activity. Gene Ontology annotation, cellular component: plasma membrane; basolateral plasma membrane. The record is from RefSeq and is a predicted model, not a curated record. Lineage: Eukaryota; Metazoa; Chordata; Actinopteri; Perciformes; Gasterosteidae.